GGCGAGGUCACCCCCCAAUCAACGCAGUCAAGAGACCGGCCACGUGUACGUGGAGACGGACUCCCCACUCUCUCCCGAGUUGACUUUAGAGCCACUGACCGGGAAAAUAAAAGUCCCACAAAUCGGCCUGUACGACGGAACGUCGGACCCAGACGCCCACCUCGGGCAUUACACUUCAUGGAUGGAUCUACACGGGGCCACCGACGACCUCAGGUGCCGCAUGUUCUCCCUAACUCUGGGGCCAAAGGCACAGAAGUGGUACUACUCGCUGCCUGCGCAAUCUAUCCGACGCUGGGUUCAACUCAGGUCGGCGUUCCGCUCCCAUUUCAUCGGAGCGCAAGUUUGCUUGAUCCCAAAGGAGUCGAUCACGAACAUCGUCCAGAAGGACGACGAGAGCUUGAAGGAGUAUGUUGCCCGUUUCAACGAGCGUGUGCAAAACAUGGAGCCAUGCCAUCCUGAAACACUCUUGGUGAGCGCUAUUUCAGGGCUGAAGCCGAAGUCGAUGUUCAGGUGGGCGUUGUGCCAAAACAAGCCCAGUACCUUCCAGGAAUUUUUGGUCCGGGCACAAAACCACAUAAUUGCCGAGGAAAGCAUGUCGGUCCCGGAUUUCACGUUCGCAUCCCCGGGACAAAAACCGACGUCGGAAAAGAAGAAGAAGUCUUUUGGCAACACGCACAAGAAGACCUCCUCCACGGACCCGCGGUGGGGGGAUCCGAACGACCCCGAGGUGCGAGCAGCUCGGAAACAAUACCGGGAAGACCUGAAAGAAGGAUACCGAUAUAUCUACUCGGUUGGAGCGGCCGCCAUUUACGAGGAAAUAAAGGGAAAGGGAAUCAUUCCCGACGCUCGACCAGUCAAAACCCCGGAGAACCAACUCGACAAGGGCCGCUACUGCGACUACCACAAGUCGCCGGGUCACAAUACAGACGACUGCCUGAGCCUGUUGUCGGCUCUGAUGAAGCUCAUCGGAAAUCCACAAGUGAGGAAAUUCACCAAGGCUGGAGAUAACAAGGGAAAACGAAGAAUGCAGGAAAUCCCCGACGAUGACGAAGGAGAUGAAGGGGCACCGACUUUCAAGAGGCUUCGAGCCCAGGGAGAUAAGGAAAUCUUUGUGAUCGGACCAGCGGACGUCGGUUCGCCCCAAGACCAACAUAGGAAGAGGGGCCGAGAAGCCGACGCCCAGCCACGAUCCAGCCAGACCCCUCCGACCUCGGGACGGUCGAGUCCUAUUCCCCGAGUUAAUACAAACCGAGAUACACCGACUUCAUCCAGAAGGCAGGCCAAGGCUUAUGCGCGAAAGGCCUACAACUCGGGGAAGCAAGUCAUGACCUCGGAUCUUAGAGAAACGAUCAAUGCCCGCACCUGCCCGAUCACUUUUACGUUGGAGGACGCAAGUCUGUUCGAUCAUCCACACUCGGACGCACUCAUAAUCACAGCCCCCAUCUGCGGAAUUCCUCUCCGAAUAGGAGCCCGCUUGCCCGAACCACUCAGAACUCAGUUAAUACAAUUCCUUCGAGCAAAUGCCGACGUCUUCGCCUGGAAGCACGAGGACAUGAAGGGGAUCGACCCGAAAGUCGCUUGCCACCGGCUCAAUAUCGACAAAACGGUGAAGCCGGUCAUUCAGAAGAGGAGGAAACUCGGCCCCGACCGACAACUGGCCCUCGAGGAGAAGGUGAAUAAGCUGGUUGAUAAUAAAUUCGUCAAAGAAACCAAGUACCCGACCUGGGUAUCUAAUCCCGUUCUGGUCAAGAAAGCCAGCGGCGCGUGGCGACUGUGUAUAGACUUCUCCGACCUCAACAAAGCUUGCCCAAAGGACAGUUACCCCCUGCCACACAUAGAUUACAUGGUCGACACAACCUCGGGCCACGAACUCAUGAGCUUCAUGGACGCCUACUCGGGCUACAACCAGAUUCCAAUGGACCCGGAGGAAGCGGAGCACACCUCGUUCUAUUCGGCUCGGGGGCUAUAUUGCUAUACGAUGAUGCCAUUUGGACUGAAGAACGCAGGGGCCACCUAUCAACGGUUGGUUAACAAGAUGUUUUCUAGGUUGAUAGGACAGACCAUGGAAGUCUAUGUUGAUGAUAUGUUAGUGAAGUCGGUUGUAGCAGAUGACCAUGUACGCGAUUACUCCAUGGUGUUGAAUCCGAAGAAAUGCACCUUCGGGGUAAAGUCGGGAAAAUUCUUGGGCUAUAUGGUUAGCCAAAGGGGGAUCGAAGCAAACCCAACAAAGAUCCAAGCGAUACUCGACCUCAGACCCCCCACCUCGGUGAAGGGAGUGCAGAGUUUAACAGGUAGGCUAGCGGCCCUGAAUCGAUUCAUUUCGAAGUCGACCGACCGCUGCAAGCCAUUCUUUGACGCAAUCAAGAAAGGGAAGAAGUUCGAAUGGACCGACGAAUGUCAGAAAUCCCUCGACAAUAUCAAAGACACGCUGGGCCGACCUCCGGUCUUACAGAAACCGAAGCCUGAUGAAGUGCUGUAUUUAUACCUCAGUGUAAGCAACUCGGCAGUCAGCGCUGUACUCAUAAGAGAAGAGGAGACAUGUCAACACCCGAUCUACUACGUGAGCAAAGCGUUACACGACGCCGAGCUCAGAUACCCGCCAAUGGAGAAGUUGGCUUACGCUCUUGUCAUCGCUGCAAGAAAACUCCGACCAUAUUUCCAGGAACAUUCAGUCACCGUCUUGACGGCCCAUCCGUUGAGGCAAGUCCUGCACAGACCAGACACCUCGGGGCGAAUGAUCAAAUGGGCC
Molecule: messenger RNA, 2749 nt
Organism: Striga hermonthica
Lineage: Eukaryota; Viridiplantae; Streptophyta; Magnoliopsida; Lamiales; Orobanchaceae
Source: the annotation of a GenBank genome assembly